Ostreobium quekettii is the source of this 1362-nucleotide messenger RNA. The record is from the annotation of a GenBank genome assembly. Lineage: Eukaryota; Viridiplantae; Chlorophyta; Ulvophyceae; Bryopsidales; Ostreobiaceae.
AUGCCUUGUACAAGCGCGUGCAUCCUGACCUAUUCCAUCAACAUCCCGUGGCGAAGUCACGCGCAGGGAGAGAACGAAAGGUCUCUGAAGCUGCUGCAGGAGUACUUGAGAGAAGCCAAGUCUGGCUCCCUGGGCAACGUGUCCCCACCUCCCUACAGGUUCGUGUUCUUUGUCAAAGACAAGGAACAGGAGAAAGCCAAAAGCAGUGAAUUACGUGGGAUCGACCCAAAUGCCGAGGACAGGCAAUCAGACACAGAUGCCAUGGAAAAGCUGCAUCGAGUGGCGAUCACUUUACCACCACCAGCCCGGAACCCUGCAGGCUUGGGACUUCCAAGGGGAGCCCGAAAGGCACUUGUGGCAUUGAUGGAAUCCUGCGGAUUGCCACAGACCUUGACUUCCACAAUACUGGAAAGCAAGUCGGGUGACCUGCUUCGUGAAUUCCUCCCUGAGGCUGCAGAGAUGACAAGGAAGCAGGCACAGUCAAGCGAUGCGAUUGCACUGAGCCUGGCAAAUGCAAAGCUGGCACUCAGAAUGGGAAGGCAGGUGGCAGUUGGAUUUGGAGCUUCUUGUGCCACGCUGGAUGACAAGCAGCAACUGGAGCUGUUGGAGGGCGUCGCAUGGGCUCUGGAUCGCUCAUCACAAUCGGAUGUCAGAGGGUGCCAGCUGAUGCUGGGAGAGGAACGUGGUGUGGAUGCAGUCGGUCGAGUGUGGCUGCAUUCGCAAGACACACCAUCAGCAUGGCUCCAGCAGCUUCUGGGAACGGAUAUUGAGUGUGUGCACUUGCGGAGGUCACUGCAAGCCAGUCGACACGUGCUUGAGUCACAGGUCGCUGCUGCUAUGGGGGUUUCUAUGGUAUACGCAUCAUCAGAACUCAUGGUGACUCCAAUGUACAUGACCUUUUUAAAGGAAUUGCACAGAGUUGCACAGGGCAAGGGAAGAUUUAAGGACGCACAACUGUCCAGAGUCCCCGUCUGCGUUGUUCGGGAUGACAGCAACUGUGCUGCCACGGUUAACGAGAAGUUGGGUUUCAUCAGUCUGAGUGUCUCAAAGUCCCCCGAUGAAGUCUACCGAUCCAUCGAGGAACUGGGGCCUGCGGCACUGACUGCGCUGGAGAAGAAAGAACUUGAAAACAAGAGAAUAGAAAAGCUGCAGCGUGAAGUUCGACAAAGACUUAAGCUGCGGCGCUUCAUGCGGGACCCUGCUCUGGACGUCAACAAGUUUAGGACCUGCUGCAGGAAGCUUCUGCAGGACGUGCCAGGGCUCAUUGCCCUCACGGAGGGUCUGUCCUUGCGAGUGUCGAACAAGAACAGAGUGGCAAGAGAGGAUGGCACAAUUGAAAUCGCUUGGGACUCCAAAAUUUGA